Molecule: messenger RNA, 4443 nt
Organism: Eleginops maclovinus (Patagonian blennie)
Lineage: Eukaryota; Metazoa; Chordata; Actinopteri; Perciformes; Eleginopidae
Gene: foxp2
Product: forkhead box P2
Biological process (GO): regulation of transcription by RNA polymerase II
Cellular component (GO): nucleus
Molecular function (GO): DNA-binding transcription repressor activity, RNA polymerase II-specific; RNA polymerase II cis-regulatory region sequence-specific DNA binding
Source: RefSeq, a predicted model, not a curated record
ACAGCGGCGUUGACGGGAGACAGCAGGAGAGAGUGUGUGUGUCUCCGACUGCGGUGCCCAGCGGAGGAAUAUUUGAGCUUUUUAUUUACUCUGCAGCUUGUUGUUCAUUUCUCUGCGUUAUGGUGAACUUGGACAGUCACGUGUGAACAUCUCUGCAAACACAGAGGACGACGACUUCGCACCUGGUGUGUCCCUUUGACUUUACCGCGAGGAGAAUAUACCUGCCAUUUUUGUGAUAGCUGUCAUCGCUGGACUCCUUCCACUCCUGUGACGGACAACAACAGCAAGUUCUCUCCCUUAGGGAUGAAAUAUGCACACUGUGCGCCCGUAGAAAACAGCAGACGACACACACUGUAAAGACCAAAGUGGUUUUAAAUCAUGAUGAUGCAGGAGUCGGCCACAGAGACAAUAAGCAACAGUUCAAUGAGUCAAAAUGGAAUGAGCACCCUAAGCAGCAGCCAAUUAGAGGCUGGCAGUAGAGAUGGGAGAUCAAGCGCUGGUGACACGAGCAGCGAAGUAAGCACAGUCGAGCUGCUGCAUCUGCAACAACAGCAGGCCCUACAAGCAGCGAGGCAAUUACUCUUGCAGCAGCCAGGCAGUGGCCUGAAAUCUCCAAAGAGCCAGGACAAGCAGCGUCCACUGCAGGUUCCAGUGUCAGUGGCCAUGAUGAGUCCCCAGGUGAUCACGCCGCAACAGAUGCAGCAGAUCCUCCAGCAGCAGGUGCUCUCCCCCCAGCAGCUCCAGGCCCUGCUCCAACAGCAGCAGGCCGUCAUGCUGCAGCAGCAACACCUGCAGGAGUUUUAUAAGAAACAGCAGGAGCAGCUUCACCUGCAGCUCCUCCAGCAGCAGCACCCCGGCAAGCAGGCUAAAGAGCAACAGCAGCAGCAGCAGCAGCUGGCCGCCCAGCAGCUCGUCUUCCAGCAGCAGCUCCUGCAGAUGCAGCAGCUCCAGCAGCAGCAGCACCUGCUCAACAUGCAGCGGCAGGGCCUGCUGUCGCUGCCCGGGCCCGCCCCCGGACAGGCCGCCCUGCCCGGACAAACCCUGCCCCAGCCAGCUGGCCUGAGCCCCGCUGAGCUGCAGCAGCUGUGGAAGGACGUGACCGGAGGCGGCGGUCACGCCAUGGAGGACAACGGCAUCAAACACAGCAACAGCGGCAACGGAGGAGGCGGCGGUUUAGACCUCUCCACCAACAACUCUUCCUCAACUACCUCCUCCUCCAACCCCGCCAAAGCUUCACCGCCCAUCUCCCACCAUUCCAUCGCCAACGGACAGUCCCCCGGCCUCAACCACAGAAGAGAGAGGGAACGGGAACGGGAAAGGGAGCGGGAGAGUUCACUACAUGAAGAAAAUGGAGGCACCCACCCCCUGUACGGCCACGGUGUGUGCAAGUGGCCCGGAUGCGAGAACAUCUGCGAGGACUUCGGACAGUUUUUGAAGCACCUAAACAGUGAACACGCCCUGGAUGACCGGAGCACGGCCCAGUGUAGAGUCCAGAUGCAAGUCGUACAGCAGCUGGAAAUACAACUUUCUAAAGAACGUGAGCGUCUUCAGGCGAUGAUGGCCCACUUGCACAUGCGGCCCUCGGAACCCAAGUCAUCUCCCAAACCACUCAACUUGGUGUCCAGCGUCACCAUGUCCAAGAACCUGCCCUCGGCAUCGCCCCCCAACUUACCUCAGACGCCCACCACGCCCACAGCUCCCAUCACGCCCAUGACGGCCAUGCCCCAGGUGCCGUCAGUACUGGGAGGAGCCAACGUCCCCAGCAUGGGAGCCAUGCGCAGACGCCACUCGGACAAAUACUCCAUGCCUCUGUCGUCAGAGAUCGCCCCAAACUACGAGUUUUAUAAAAACGCAGAUGUCAGACCGCCAUUUACUUAUGCAACCCUCAUAAGACAGGCUAUCAUGGACUCUGCCGACAUGCAGUUAACGCUUAAUGAAAUCUACAGCUGGUUCACACGCACGUUCGCCUACUUCAGACGCAACGCUGCGACUUGGAAGAACGCCGUGCGCCACAACCUCAGUCUGCACAAGUGCUUUGUGCGCGUGGAGAACGUGAAGGGGGCGGUGUGGACGGUGGAUGAGAUGGAGUACCAGAAACGCAGGUCGCAGAAGAUCACAGGAAGCCCAUCACUUGUGAAGAACCUGCCCAGUCUCGGCUACGGAUCGGCACUAAACGCCAGUUUACAGGCUGCCCUGGCAGAGACCUCCCUGCCCUUGCUGGGGACCCCCGGCCUCAUGAACAGCGGCUCCACGGGCCCCAUGGGAGGCAGCUGCCACGGCCUCCUCGGCGGCGACCCGUCCAUCCUGACGGGCGGCAGUCCGCCUGGAUAUUUGGGCGGGAGUCCACCCGGGCUGUUGGGAGGCAGCCCCCCAGGUAUGCUGGGUUGCAGCCCCCCUACCCUGCUGCAGUCAGCCCACGAGGGACUCAACGGCGCCUUCGACCACCUGGACACCAACGGACACAGCAGCCCCGGAUACUCCCCCCCAGUACACAUGCCACAGAUUCACGUGAAGGAGGAGCCGCUCAACAUGGACGACGAGGACUGUCCGAUGUCACUGGUGACGACAGCCAAUCACAGUCCAGAGCUGGACGACGACCGGGAGCUGGAGGAAGGGAACUUAUCAGAAGACCUGGAGUGACUAGGAUACCGUUUUUGGCCGACGUAUCCCUCCGCCCCGCCGCACUGUUUCUCCCUCACAGACCUCCUGCUAGACUAAAGAAACCACUCCACCGUCCAAGCAAACCCACAGCUGACUCUCUCUGUGUCUCUCUGACUAUUUAUUGAGCAUGCGUCCGGAUGGAGACUGGUCCAAAGGAACUCUUUGUCGCAGCCCUUUGGGAACACGACAGGCAUGAAAUGUCUGAUUCAAAAGAAAAACUUCAUUAGAGACGGCCACGUACAGUACGAGGACGAUGGACUCAUGGAUACCGGGAGAAGAAAAAAACAAAUCACAUUCUGUUGAAGCUAGCGGCCUCAUAUACUGCCAAAAAGGAAGACGUUUUAUGUUUGUGAAUAAUCCAAACCCCUCCCUCCAGUAGUUGUUCAUGUCUAGAGACGAUUGCUGGUUCAAUUCAAGUUGUUGCUCUGUUUUCAUUUGCACAGGAGUAGUCUCAGAACCCCGUGUCACUGCCUGUAUGUUGCUACGAUUAUGAAUAACAGUAUAUUAUUUUUAGCUUCUUUUCUUUUUAAACCAUGGUUAAUUUCCAAAUCUGACACCACCAACUGUAAAUGCCAUUCCCUGAAUCACACACCGGAAAUCUGCGGAACCAAGACUGUUGUUGCAGCUGUCCAAAAAAAAAAAGAGAAAAAACAAAGUUGGCUUCCAGUCGAUUAUCUGUUGUGGUUAGAAGUAAAAAGAAAACUGGAAAUUAAGUUGGGGGUAAAAAUACUAGUUUGUAUAAAGCACCAUUUACAAAACAGAUGCAUCAUUUUCCUCUUGCUGUCCUCUUUACCUCCUCGUUCUAAAGCUUUGUCUACCUGCAAACAGUCACAGGCAACAGCUAGAAACCAAAGCCAACACUAGCAAUGGCCAAUAGCUUAUAGACAGAAGCCGCCAAACUCCUCUUGGUCCGUCUUCUGCGACUUUAAACUCGUACAAAGAGAAGCUUUCGUUCCGCAAACUACCUUCGAAUAACCUCUGGGAUUGUUUCAUUUAGCCCUAUACAAAGAUGAUCACGAGACAGAAAGAGAGAGGGGGAAAUAAAUGCUGAUUUUGAUGUGUAAUUUGAUAAACUCAUAGAGCGUCCACUUUGGAGAUUUUCUGCCAGACGUACUGUAGCUAUAAAAAAAAGGUGAUGUGAUGUUGCAGGCAUUUAGUGCUGGUGACUGGUAGAGAGCAGCUAACUGUAAAAGUGGAUCAUGACCAAAACAAAACAUUUGUGUGUUCAAUGGAAGUGCAGAAACAUUGUGUUGUUGUGAAGUUUCUUUUGCAUUACACCUUUUUCUCUUUUUUUAUUUCCAUGAUUUUUUUCUAACCUGGUGAAUUUGUAAUGUUCUAAGUGGGACUGUCAAAAUAAUGUCACGUCUUAUUUUCCGUGGCGGUUUUUCCGAGGCCGCGUCGAAAAACUGAAAACAUCACUAACCAAACAUGAAAAAUAUCUAGUGAAGCCAAAUAAGUCAUAAUUUCAAGUUGAUAUGAAAUGGCUUGGUUACCAUGUGAAAGCAAAUAAUAAUAGCCAUUUCAGAAGAGGAGAUCGGAGGUGAGGAUUUGCUUUAACGUCAUCAAUACUCAUCGUGUGGUUCAUAGCUUCGAAACUAUAUAGAUACACCCGGUGUCGGCACUGAUGUACUCUGUAUGGGUAACCAGCUUUUUAUAACACACUUGGUAUUUAUAGAGACUAAAGAAAUAUAGUGCAUCCCAUCAUAUCCCUCACGGUCAUCUAGAAAAGUGUUGUUGCUUUAAAGGUCAUUUCUGUUUUCAGUAAACCAAAGUUACACAAAA